Molecule: messenger RNA, 3713 nt
Organism: Blepharisma stoltei
Lineage: Eukaryota; Ciliophora; Heterotrichea; Heterotrichida; Blepharismidae
Source: the annotation of a GenBank genome assembly
AUGCUAAAGCUUUUGUUGUCUUUGGCUCUUCUUAUCUUUCAGCUACUCUAUGCUACAGGCCAAGACCAUUCAGAUCAAAACGAAGGCUUCAUAAACUUCAACUUUGGCCUUAGUUCAUCUGGCAAUAGCCCAGAUUCCAUCCAUCACUCGAUCCAAGAAGGCAUCGUCUCUCAUAAGGAUGGCAAAAUUGAAGGAAAUGAAGUGAAAUCGGGAGAAUUUGACUUACUUCCCCUCCAACAUGACAGAAUAAAACCAUUAUAAACCCCCCUAUUUUAGCUCUCCUAGUAAAAAUUUUUUAUAUAUAAAUUUAUAUUAAACAUAAAAAAUAAAAUAGCAAUUAUUAUAGUAUUGGCUUAUAUAAUCAUAAACUUAAAACCCAGCAGAUGCAAGCAAAAGGUCUUAUAAUUUUAUUUGGAUUUACGAAAAAUUUGAAAUUUUUCUUCUAAUAUUGCUAUUAAGAAUAUUUUAAAAAAAUUUAACCCUCGCCAUGAGAGAGCAAAAAUCGGGCUCGCUCAUAGAAGGGGAUUUAGAAUCACUUACCCAAUUCACUCAGCAUCAAAUCCAAGGAGAAAUCAUUUAUCAUGGGGAUGAGAACAAUGGGAAGAGUGAAGCAAAAACUGAAAAUUCAGGGCUGAGUAGCUCAACUCAGAACCUUAUUAAUGAUGGCGCUUCUAGUGAAGAAAAAAGAAAAUUAGGAGUAAGUGAAGAAAAAUUCGAGGAAACAGGCUUAAGUUUCUCCAACAAAUUCAGCUCAAAUUCUGAACAAGCUGAUACUAAUUAUCAAAAUGAAAAAAAUGAGUCAAAAAAAAUAGAAAGGCGCUUAGAAUGCAACGAUGGCUAUUGACUAGAUGGUAGUAAUUGCUCAUCUUGUACUGAACCUUGUGCUACUUGUUCAGGAUCAGCCACUACUUGUGAUAGCUGUAUGGACUCAGAUAAUAUGAAUUUAUCAGCUGGCAGUUGCACAUGCAAAACUGGUUACUUUGAUACUUGAUCUUAUACAUGUGAAGCUUGCACAGCUCCUUGUGAUACUUGUUCAGGAUAUAGCACUACUUGCUUAACUUGUUUAGACUCAGAUAACAUGAAUUUCUCAAGCAAUACUUGCACAUGCAAAACUGGUUACUUUGAUUUUUCAUCUUCAACAUGUGUGGCAACUUGUACUGCUCCUUGCGAUACUUGUUCAGAAUAUACCACUACUUGCACAAGUUGUUUAGACUCAGAUAACAUGGAUUUAUAUUACGUUGCUUGCACAUGCAAAACUGGCUACUUUGAUACUUCGUCUAAUACAUGUAAAGCUUGUACUGCUCCUUGUGCUACUUGUUUAGGAUCUGCAACAACUUGUGAUAGUUGCAUGGACUCAGAUAAUAUGGAUUUAUCAGCAGGCAGUUGUACAUGCAAAGUUGGGUACUUUGAUAUUAUAUCUUCGAAAUGUGUGGCAAUUUGUACUGCUCCUUGUGAUACUUGUUCAGGAUAUACCACUACUUGCUCAAGUUGUUUAGACUCAUCAAAUAUGGAUUUAUCAGGCGGUAUUUGCACAUGCAAAACUGGCUACUUUGAUAUUUCACCUGAAGUAUGUAAAGAUUGCAUUGCUCCUUGUGAUACUUGCUUAGGCUCAGCCACUACUUGCUUAAGUUGUUUAGAUUCAGAUAAUAUGAAUUUAUCAAGCAAUACUUGCACGUGCAAAACUGGCUACUUUGAUACUUCAUCUAAUACAUGUAAAGCUUGCACUGCUCCUUGCGCUACUUGCUCAGGCCUAGCCACUAUUUGUGAGAGUUGUGUGGACUCAGAUAAUAUGGAUUUAUCAAGCAAUACUUGCACAUGCAAAACUGGCUACUUUGAUACUUCAUCUGAAACAUGUAAAGCUUGCACAGCUCCUUGUGAUAGUUGUUCAGUAUAUACCACUACUUGCUUAAGUUGUUUAGACUCAGAUAAUAUGGAUUUAUCAGGCGGUGUUUGCAUAUGCAAAACUGGUUAUUUUGAUUCUGGAUCUUCGACAUGUAAAGCUUGCACAGCACCUUGUGAUACUUGCUCAGGAUCAGCUACUAAUUGUUUAACUUGUAUAGACUCAGCAAAUAUGAGUUUAUCAGGUACGACUUGUAUAUGCAAAACUGGGCACUUUGAUAUGGUAUCUUUGAUGUGUUGUGCUGAGCCUUGUGCGACUUGCUCAGGAUUUGCCACUACUUGUUUAAGUUGUAUAGACUCAUCAAAUAUGGAUUUAUCAGGAGGUACUUGUACAUGCAAAUUUGGCUACUUUGAUACUGGAUCUUCUGCAUGCUGACCUUGCAAUGCUCCUUGUGAUACUUGCUCAGGCUCACACACUACUUGUUCAAGUUGUUUAGACUCAGAUAAUAUGAAUUUCUCAAGCAAUACUUGCACAUGCAAAACUGGGUACUUUGAUACUUCAUCUAAUACAUGUAAAGCUUGCACUGCUCCUUGUGAUACUUGUUGAGGAUCAGCUACUACUUGUGAAAGUUGCAUGGACUCAGAUAAUAUGGAUUUAUCAGCUUUCAAUUGCAAAUGCAAAGCUGGGUACUUUGAUACUGGAUCUAAUACAUGUCAAGCUUGCACUGCUCCUUGUGCUACUUGUUCAUGAUCAGCUACUGCUUGUGAAAGUUGCAUGGACUCAGAUAAUAUGAAUUUAGAAAGCAAUGCUUGCACAUGCAAAACUGGUUACUUUGAUACUGGAUCAUCUGCAUGUGAAGCUUGUACAGCUCCUUGUGAUACUUGUUCAGGAUAUAGCACUACUUGCUUAAUUUGUUUAGACUCAGAUAAUAUGAAUUUAUCAGGUGGGAGUUGUACAUGCAAAACUGGCUACUUUGAUUAUGGAUCUUUUACAUGUAAAGAUUGCACUGCACCUUGUACUACUUGCUCAGGAUCAGACACUGCUUGUUUAAGUUGCAUGGACUCAUCAAAUAUGGAUUUAUCAGGUGCAACUUGCACAUGCAAAACUGGCUACUUUGAUUCUGGCUCUUCGACAUGUAAAGCUUGCACAGCACCUUGUGCUACAUGCUCUGGAAGCAGUAUUCAUUGCCUAACAUGCAAUUCAGCUUACUAUUUAAAUGGAUCGAUCUGCGUUCCUUGUGGUCAAAAUUGCUUAUCCUGCAAUAAUUCCCAGUGCGUAAAUUGCAAAAAUACUUUCAUCAGAAGCACUAAAGCAAAUAUAUUUAAUAUAUUUAGAAAUUUAUAAAGCAAAUAUCCUAAAUUUUAAACUAUAAGACCCACAGCUUACAAAUCCAGCAAAUUGUGAAUGCUCCAAAGGCUUUUAUAUAAAUAAUCAAGUUUGUACUGGUAAUAACUAAUUAGCAUGCCCAGAUGGCUGCACAGAAUGCACUUCAUCAAUAAAUUGCACAGCAUGCAAAAGCGAGUUUUAUUUGCAUGAUUAUGGAGAUAUUGUAAACUGCACAUGUAAUAAUAAUUUAGCUUGCGAUCAGUCAACUUAUUUAUGUGGAAAUCGUACAGAGCUAGCUUGCAGCAAUUCUUCAGUUGGGUUUGAGCUUGAUUUCUAUGAAGGAAAAAUAAUGAUUAAUUUCGCAGCAAAUUUAGGAAGGACACUACAGAAGAAUAAUUUUAUUAUCAAGUAUGGGGAUAAUAAGAUAUAUGAUACCUCUUCUAGUACCUUAGAGUCAAUAGACAAUUUGCACUAUUAUAUUCAUACAACUUUAAGUGACUGUGACCUACCAAUAAAUGUUGAUCUGCGUUUUAAUCUUGUAGCCUAA